Molecule: messenger RNA, 3024 nt
Organism: Linum tenue
Lineage: Eukaryota; Viridiplantae; Streptophyta; Magnoliopsida; Malpighiales; Linaceae
Source: the annotation of a GenBank genome assembly
CUCUAAUCAUCCCACUCUCUCACCACCACUCUUUCCAUUUUAAAUUUCCUGCGAAUUUCCCUCUGUCGAAAUUCAAAUUUCGUUUGCAUCCCUCCCGCCGCCGCAGGAUCAAAGCCGCCACCAAGUCUUCCAACGGAAGCUCCUCCAAAUCGUUGGUGGUCAGCAGUUUCUUAAAUCACCCGUCAACCCAAUUUUCGCUGUCCUUCUUCUUCGAUGACGGCGCCGGCGAGUGAUGCUUCUCCUCCACCCAGCCACGGCGCCGGCGGUCCCGCGCCGCUCCGUCCGAUAUCCGAAACCCUAGACGUAGAAAAGCUGCUGCAGCUGUCCGAUCCCCCGGAAGAACAACCCCCCUGGAUAGUUAUAUCAGGUGGUGCCGACGACGACCUUGAUUCUGCGCUAACCCUAGACGCCUCCUCCGGCGUGCCUCCUCCGGGAAUCAAGGCUUCUACGAGUGAUUGUGGUCGGGAUGAGGAUCUUCCAGAAGUGGGUGGUGAUGGUGUCGUGGAUUUCGAUUUCAAGUCUGCUUUGACUUCGUCUGGAAAUGCCGCCCAACAAUCGUCGGAUGGGGAAGCUGUAAUAGGCGAGUCAUCAGCUGUUGAAGAGUUGGGGAUGGAUGAUAGUGGGGAUUAUCAGGCUCCUGGUUCUCCUAUGGAAACGGAAGCUGGGACCAGUGCCCCUUCUUCACCCAAUGGGAAGCUCAGCGAUGUAGAUCUUGAUUGUGAUGAGGAUGACUCGGAGUACUACCAUCAGCGCCCCCUUGUUGUUGGUUACGGUCCUCGUCCUCGUUUUGGAGCCGAUGGAUUUCAUCGCCGCGGUUGUCCUGCGGGGUAUGGACAUGGGUGGUGCCAGUGCCGGGCUUGGGUGGAUAGAAGCCGCUCUGAUUCAGAAGAUGAAGAUAAUAGGCCUAGGGGGUUUUCCAAGCCCCGGAGAGAACCUGUUGAAGAUGAUAGGUCCAGGGGAGUUUUCUGGUUCCGGAGGGAACCAAUUCCUACUGGCAUGGGUGCUGGACUUACAAACCUCGGGAACACAUGCUUCAUCAAUGCGAUAUUGCAAUGCUUUACACACACUGUCCCUCUGGUGAAGGCUCUACGAUCCCACAAUCAUUCAUUACCUUGUGACAGAGGUAGUGAUGGAUUCUGUGUUCUUGAUGCACUUCGUGAUCACAUCGAAUGUUCCCUGAACUCUUCUGGAGAUACUAUUGCUCCCCGAAGUCUUUUUGACAACUUGAGUUGUAUCCUUUGUUGCCUUUAUGCUUCAUGAUUAGGCAUUUCUUCCCUUUUCCAAAAAUACCAUCAGGAAGAUGCACAUGAAUUUCUGCAGUGCUUGUUGGAUAGGCUGGAAAGAUGUUGUUCAGAUCCCAAUGCAGCUGAAGGUUCCUCAUCUUCAGAAGCUGAAAAUAUCGUGCAUCAAAUUUUUGGAGGUCGUCUUGUGAGCAAGCUAAAAUGUUGCAGCUGUGGCCAUUUCUCUGACAAAUAUGAACCUCUAAUUGACUUGAGCUUGGAGAUUGAAGAGGUGGAUAGCCUGCAUGACGCACUUGAAUCUUUCACUAAAGUGGAGAAGAUAGAAGAUCCAGAGACAAAGCUGACGUGUGAUAGUUGCAAAGAAAAAGUAACGAUGGAGAAGCAGCUUAUGUUGGACAGGGCUCCUUUAGUCACUACUUUGCAUUUGAAGAGAUUCAAGACCGACGGACACUCUGUGGAGAAGAUUGGCAAGCACAUUGAGUUCCCUCUGGAGCUUGAUUUAGUGCCCUACUCCAGUCAUGACCAGAAUGACAACGAGGGUUUGAAGUAUCAACUAUAUGGAGUUGUGGUGCACAAUGGUUUUUCGCCUACCUCUGGACACUACUUUUGCUAUAUAAGGUCAUCACCAGGGAAAUGGCACAAGUUAGAUGACUCGAGGGUCACUGAAUGUCGCGAAGAAAUUGUAUUAUCUCAAGUCGCAUAUCUUCUAUUGUAUGCCAGAGAAGGUACGCCUUGGUUUUCAAGUUUAAUGGACUCGCAAAAGGUUGAUCAAGGUUUGGGCACUUCAAGCACGUCUCCAAAAUCUGUUCUAGAAACUGUGGACAGGGAAGAAUAUACUUCAUCUGAUAAUAACAGUAAGGAAAAUGGUGACAAUUGUGAUACUGCUGCUGCUGUGUUUACUGGAGAUGACAUAGGAAUACUUGAGCCCCAAAUUGAUUCCUCUUGCGAAACAGUAGUGCAAGAUGAACAAGUUGAGACCUUUGAGCAGCACAAUGAGGAAGGUCUUGAGGAAAGGCUGAGUUUUCGUGAUGAUGAGACCAAAGGUGCUGAGAAACCAUUGUCUUCUCCUCCUGCUGCUGCUGACGAUGAUAUUCUCCAGGCAAAAAGAGACCCUCAGGACUUUGGCACUUUUGGCGAUGAAAACUUGCGUCCACAGCUUCAUCCCAGUCCGAGUGGCAGUGGUCAGACUGGCCAGAAUACUGGUAGGGAUUAUGGUGGUCUGCUUGUCCAGUCCCACACACCUAUCACGCAUUCAAGUCGUGCUACCAAUGUUGUUCGACUACCAGAAACCAGGUAUCGGAAUGCAAGAGACCAGCAGUGCAAGGCUGCAAGUCUUGUGUCCGAGGAGAGAUUAUCGAAAAAGGGAGCCAAGGAUCCAAAAACAAGUGAAGCUGUUCGGUACAUGAACAAGACGAUGCCCUCUUCCAGACGGAAUCAGCUCAUGGCUGCUAUUGGUCUCCCAAAUGAAGAGAAGAAAGGAGGGUUGAGAUCAUCUAUGUGCAGUAGUAAGAGGUCCAGAACUCCUGAUCCCAGCCGGAGAGUGCUGCGCCGAACUGAACCAAUACGAUGAUGAUGCAUUUCGUUAGUAGUAGUAGGAAUAGGAAAUUGCUAGUUAAGGAAGAGUGAAAUUGUAGUAGUGUAAAUGCUUCUGCUCAUGAACAACUAGUUCCAAACUGUGUGGGGGAAAAAAUCUAACAUCAUGGGCGAUGUUUCCAUUCUUCUCUCUUAACGGAAUUCCCAUUUUGGUCACAACCUUUGAUUGUACUAACAUUCUAACAUAGGC